AAACCUUUCCCCAACUCCUCUCUCUAAUAUAUACACCUCAAGAACAAAGCCCCCAUUUUGUUCUUUCUUUACCCUUUUGAAUACAAAAAAAGAAAAAACCUCAUAGAGAUUCAAAUGGGAAAAACAAACAGCAUCAUCAGAAGAUCAAUCUUCUGUUUCUUGCAGAAAUAUCAGUACUUUACUUCUGCCUCAGCAUUGUAUGCAUUCCCUUUCUCUGUUUCUCUUCUUCUUUCUCAAACUUUUGUUUUUACUUCUUCGAUUUCUCUUCUUGAUAACAUAUAUUAUCAUUUGAAGAUUGUUUUUGAUGCUGCUGUUUUCCCUUCUUCAUUGGAAUUCUUCAUUCAAAAGCUUUCACAAACAAUCUUUUCUUCCAUUUUCACCAUUCCUUUCACUCUCACUUUCCUUCUUGUUGCUAAAGCUUCUGUGAUUCAAGCUUUAAAAGAGACCAAAUCAACAUCCCAACCUUCAUUUUCUUCCAUCAAAUCCCUUUACUGUCCACUUUUUUUAACCAACAUUUGUAACUCAAUCUUCAUACUCUCAGCAAAUGCAACAGUUUUUUCCAUUCUGUUCUUUGCUUUUACUUGUCUUCAAGAAUUUGGCUUUUCUUCUUCUACCAACUUUCUUUACCUCUCAGCAGCAGGAGCUGUUCUGUAUUCAAUAGUUUUGGCAAACACUUUGGUUAUCAGCAAUUUAUCAUUAGUUUUAUCAGGUAUGGAAAAGCUUGGAGGUUAUUUAGCAAUACUCAAAGCUUGUGUUGUAAUUAGAGGGAAAACUUCCACAGCGUUACUUUUGGCUUUGCCAACAAAUUUAGCCAUGGCUGCAAUUGAAGCUUUGUUUCAAUACCGUGUAGUGAGAGCUUAUAAUGGUGUUGGAAUCCUUAGUCUUUCCAUGUUGUUUGAAGGGGUUAUCAUUGCUUAUCUGUACUCGAUUUUCAUCGUACUCGACACUACGGUUUGUUGUAUGUUCUUCAUGAACUGCAAGAAGGUUUUUUGGGUGGAUCUGGAAGGAAGACAAGCUCUUCAAAUAGAAUCUGCUGAAGAACACAAUGGUGAUUACAUGAAUUCAAAAGUUGAACAAAAUUUGCAUUCAACAAGUUGAGGAUAAUCCAUCCAACAGAAAAGAAGUACAUAGAAUUCAGUUACAGAAUAAGAACACAUGGAAAUCAUUCAACAAGAAACCACCUUUUUCUCCUCUCUUUUCUUCAGAUACAGACUAGAAUCCAGAAAAGUAACAGAGAUUCAGGAACAGAAACCAUGUGAAAAUUUGUAACUGUUCCUCGAGUCUCUCUGUUCUUGCCAUUUGUGUUUCUCUUUAUUUAUUUUAGCUUGGUGUUCGUAUUGUAGAUAGCCGACAGUUACAUUGUGAUAGAAUCAAUAUACAGACUGAAGCUUGAUUGAAAAUAAAAAUCAAUAAGCUGCUUGAAUUGUUAUAGUUUAGAUGGCUUGGAAAGCUUGGUUCAAAUCUUGAAAUAAAUGUGUUGAACAUCUAUGAUUCUUGGUUCUCAUACAAAUGUUUGCGAUUUUCCACUUGAGAUUUGAGCACUACGUUGGAAAAAACAAGCAAUAAUUGAGGAACCCAGAUGGGAGAUGCAAUCGAAAUGAACUGGUCCAGACAUUGGCUUGACACAAUCGUUGACUGUUAUAUCAGAAGCAAUGGGAACGAAGGUAAUGGCGUCAAAGAUUUGAGCUUUGGAAAUAAAUGAAUGGCUAGAAUUCAAAAUUGACCUCAAGAGACAAUUUUGAAAUUUCUCUAUCCUUUCAAUCAAAUGCCCCUCAGACAUUGCCGACGUUACGAAAAUUUAAUGGUACUAAUGGUGGAUUGAGAAUGUUUUUUUUUAUAUAUAUAUAUAUGUGAAAUAAAAAAAUAUUAAAAAAAAGUUAGAACUUUAGGUAGAGGGAGGGAAGAAUUGAGAGAACAAACAUGUGGUUUUUAUUUUUAUUUUUCUGUAUAAAUAGUAAAUUUAUGUGAAAGAUU
Molecule: messenger RNA, 1974 nt
Organism: Cucumis melo (muskmelon)
Lineage: Eukaryota; Viridiplantae; Streptophyta; Magnoliopsida; Cucurbitales; Cucurbitaceae
Exons: 1
Coding region: 115-1098 (327 amino acids)
Source: RefSeq, a predicted model, not a curated record